Molecule: messenger RNA, 1598 nt
Organism: Aethina tumida (small hive beetle)
Lineage: Eukaryota; Metazoa; Arthropoda; Insecta; Coleoptera; Nitidulidae
Gene: Cht8
Product: acidic mammalian chitinase
Exons: 9
Coding region: 40-1542 (500 amino acids)
Biological process (GO): carbohydrate metabolic process; chitin catabolic process
Cellular component (GO): extracellular region
Molecular function (GO): chitin binding; chitinase activity
Source: RefSeq, a predicted model, not a curated record
ACAGUAAAAGUAAUUACCAUCAGUGAUUUGAUUUUCAGGAUGUGUUUUAAGUACUUGUUAUUUUUGACAUUUUCGUGUCUUGUUUUGGAUUAUUCAUCCGCUGAUACAGAUAAAGUUGUGUGCUAUUAUGGCAGCUGGGCUCACUACAGAAUUGGGAACGGCAAAUUUACAGUCAAUGACAUUGACACAUCCCUCUGCACCCAUUUAAUAUACUCCUUUGCCGGAGUCAACACCGAUGGUAGCAUCAAAAUUUUAGACACUUGGCUUGAAAUCAGUCUUGGAAAUCUCCCCAAUGCUGUUGCAUUGAAGAAAUCAAAUCCUAAGCUCAAAGUGUUGUUAGCCAUUGGUGGAUGGAACGAAGGUUCCGUCAAAUUCUCCACCGUGGCAUCUUCAUCAGCACUUAGGGCAGCCUUUGUUCAAAGUGCUUUGUCGAUAACUUCAACAUAUGGUCUCGAUGGUAUUGAUAUGGACUGGGAAUAUCCCGCUCAAAGAGGAGGUGCCAGCUCAGACAAAGCCAAUUUCCCGCUGUUGCUCCAAGAAUUGCGCACAGCCUUCGAUAAGAAGGGACUCAUCCUCACUGCUGCCGUCGCAGCUGCCGCAGCUUCAGUCGAUCUGUCAUACGAUGUUCCUGCUCUGUCCAAAUAUUUAGAUCUCAUCAACAUUAUGGCUUAUGAUCUGCAUGGUUCGUACGACGGUGUUACCGGCCAGAAUGCUCCCCUUUACGCUUCUUCCAUUGACGUGUCUGCAGCUCAGAAACAGCUGAAUGUGAAAGCCGUAGUUGAAGGAUGGAUUGCAAGAGGAGCUGCUCCAGCCAAAAUAGCCCUCGGUAUGGGUGUCUAUGGUAGAACCUACACUUUGGCAUCAGCCUCCAACAAUAAAUUGGGUGCUCCAGUUGUGAACGCCGGAACUCAAGGCCCUUACACCCAAGAAAUGGGUAUGUUGGGAUACAACGAAAUUUGCGAGAAACAAGCGGCAGGCGGCUGGACCACCGUUUGGGAUGACGAACAGAAAGUACCGUACACCUACAGCGGAAACCAAUGGGUCGGCUACGAUAAUCCCAAGUCUAUCGGUAUUAAGGUCAACUAUGCUAAGCAAAUGGGACUCGGUGGUGUCAUGAUCUGGUCCAUCGAAACCGACGACUUUAGGGGAAUUUGUGGCUCCAAAUACCCCAUACUCAAUGCCAUUAAAUCUGCCUUAGGUGGUACCUCCAACGAAAACAUCGACAACAACGACUCUGACAACAGCAACUCCAAUUCCGACUCUGGAUCAGAUUCCAAUUCCGACUCCGGAUCAGAUUCCAAUUCUGACUCCGGAUCAGACUCCAAUUCCGAUUCCGGUUCCGACAGCAGUUCCAAUGACUCAUCUAACUCAGAUGAAUGUACUAAAGUUGGAUACAUCAGAGAUUCGAAGGCUUGCGAUGUAUUUUAUUGGUGUGCUCAGAGCGGAUCCGGUUGGGUGAAGUACAAGAACACAUGUCCAUCCGGAUUGGUUUUCAAUAUCAACGUGAACAACUGCGACUGGCCAGCGAAUGUUAACUGCUAGAACUAUUUUGAUUGUUGUAUUAAAUUUGUACGAAUAAACAAUUAAUUUGAACAGUA